Puntigrus tetrazona (Sumatra barb) is the source of this 4940-nucleotide messenger RNA. RefSeq names its product biorientation of chromosomes in cell division 1-like 1 (gene bod1l1). Bases 31 to 4683 code for a protein of 1550 amino acids. The record is from RefSeq and is a predicted model, not a curated record. The transcript has 22 exons. NCBI's taxonomy places the organism in Eukaryota, Metazoa, Chordata, Actinopteri, Cypriniformes, Cyprinidae.
GAAGACGUCGGGAGCGAUGGCGCUCCGGCUAUGAGCUCCAGCGCCGAUGUCCAGAUCCCAGAGACCACUGACGACCUUCACACAGAGGAGGAGAUGGACAUCAGCCUGACCGAGGAGGAGCAGCUCCCCGCGGAGAUGAAGGAGGAGCCGGAGGAGGAGCCUGAGAAAGAGCAGGAGCAGGAGGAAGUGGAGAUGGAGAUCGAGAUGGAGGAUGUGAAGGAGGAGGGAGACGCAGAGAGUAAAUGCUCAGGAAAGAUGCGAGAGGAGAGCCAUGACUCUGACUCCCAGAAACCCUCCAGCGUCAAACAGAAGACCAGAGAGCGACUGAGAGAAGAGUACUCUCUGGAGGACUCUGAUCUGGAGGGUCUCAGUGACAUCACCGUGAGCUCGGUCCACACCAGCGAUCUGUCCUCGUUCGAGGGAGACACUGAAGACGACGAGCCUCCGUCUGAGUCCACCGAGGAGGGAGAGAUCAGCUCUGAUGCUGAGGGAGGCCGGAAAACACCGACUGCUGAAGACUCUGAGGGUCAGGAGAAGAAGCCUCGCGGCGUGAGACAGGGAUACGUUCACAAACCCUUCCUGUACUCGCGCUACUACAGCGACUCUGAUGACGAGGUGACGGUGGAGCAGCGCAGGCGCUCAGCGGCCAAAGACAAAGAGGAGCGUCUGUUGAAGAGGCAGCAGAACCGAGAGCGAAUGGAGGAGAAACGCAGACUGAGAGCAGCUCAGAACGAAGAACAGGAUCGGAAGAGAGAGGUGGAUCAAAGACCUCGAGCGAAAGAGGCUCGAAAAGAGAAGAAGGUCCUUGAGAAGAAAGUGGCUCUGAGCAGACAGAGAAAGAGAGACUCCAGGAAAGAUGAUGAGAGGAAGAAAAACGAUACUGAAGUUGACGUCAACAAAGAUGUGAAGGCCGCAGGUCUGAAGUCAGUGAGACGGCCGUCUGAUCUGGAGGAGCAUCAGCGCAGAAAGAAGACGGACGGAGAGGAGAAAAUUGUGGACAAGAACCGCGUUCACUCCUUCAUCCUGGAUCUGGAGCUGGGCACAGAAGAGCGGAGGAAAACCGCUCGCAAAGACUCGCUCUCCAAAGAGAAGGAGCGCAAAGAGAAGGAGAAAGAGCGCGGUGUCCCUGAAGAACGACUCAAGCACAAACUCAAGAUGGAGAGCAGGAAGAGCGGAGACAUCGACGAGAAAGGAGUGGCUGAGGAGAAGAAGUGGUCAAAGGUCAAAGCAGACAGGAAGGGCUCUGUGUCUUCCCGAGAAGCGGCGGACGAAGGGAGCCUGAAGAAAGGGAAGACGGCUGUGAACGAGAAGGAUAAACCGAAGCCGAGCGGCAAGAGCGACUCGAAGCUGCUUCGACGUCUGGACUCCACCGGCUCCUCAGAGGAGAGGUCAGAGGUUGAGACGGGGUCAGAGGUCAGCCGCAAGAAAGACAAGCCGCCUAAAGAGGUUCCCAAAAGAUCCAAGAGUCACCCGGAGGCUAAAGUGGGAGAGAAGCCCAAGGUGCGGGUGGACAGGAAGGAUUCGUAUGCGGACAAGACCAGAUCCGGCUCAGAGACCGAAGGAACGAAGGUCAGAUCCCUAACGGAGAAACACAAGUCUAAACCUCAGACUCCCAAACUGGAGAAAAAAACAGAAGCCAAGGCUAAACCAGGAACCGCAGAACAGAAAAAAGACGACAAGAAAACCUCUGAGGAGAAAACAAAGGUUGUGAAGAAAACAAAAGUGCAGAAAGACUCAGACAGGAAGUCGGGAGGGAAGGAGAAUGCCCCGGAAACCGUCUCCAGUACCACCGCUUUACCCGACGACCCUUAUGCCGCUCUGAGUGACAUCACUCCUGAGUCUGAGGACGAGGAGGCGGUGCUUAAAGAGCCCUGUCCAAUGUCUGCAGAGGCCGACGCCCUCCUGAGCCUGAUGGACGUCCGCACCUCGCAGCAGGAGACGGAGGCUGAUAGGAAGAUGAAGGAAGCGGCUCUUACGCUGCUCUCCAUGGAUCCGGACAUCGCCCGCUCCUCCGAGCUCACAGUAGCCGAGGCGCUUCCUGUAGGCCUCGAGGACACAGGAAGUGCGCUGGAAUACUCUGAGGCCGAGCCCGUGGAGACGGAGGCUCUCGGGUCACAGGAAGUGACUUCAGAGACUGCUGAUGAGCAGACUGGUGAGAGAGAGACACACAUGCAUACAUACGCCGCUGAAUCUACGCAGACUUUAAAUGCAGACGCAGCUGAGUUUGAACCAGCGGUCCCCGAAGAUGUAGCUGAGUCUAUGCAGAUCCUAACUGCAGAUGCUACAGAGUUUGUGCAGCCUCUCACAGUAGAUUCGGAUGAGUCAACUCCCACCUUCACUGCAAACACAGCUGAAGCCCUCCAGACCUGCACUGCAGAUGCUGCCAAGUCCAUGCAGUCUGCUGUUACAGAGCAGGCCCUUACUGCAGACAUGACUGAGUCGCCUGUGCAGACCCUCGGUGAAGAUGCAGCUGAAACCACGCCGGCGGUCACACCAGACGCAGCCAAGUCUGCACAGACCCUCAGUACAGACAUGAAAGAGACCGAUACAGAUGAGCCAGUGCAGAACCUCAUGGAAAACACAGCAGAGCCUACACAAACCAUCAGUGCAGACGCAGCUGAUCCUGCACAGACCCUCGCAAAAAAGACUGAAACUGAUGAGCCUGCUCAGACCCUCAACACCGCUACGGAGGAGCCUGCGCAGACCCUCAACACCGCUACGGAGGAGCCUGCGCAGACCCUCAACACCGCUACGGAGGAGUCUGCGCAGACCCUCAACACCGCUACGGAGGAGACUGCAGAUGUAAAGGACAUAGAUACAGCUGAGCCUGCGCAGACCUAUACUGCUGAUACAGUGGAGCCAGAGCAGACUCUUACAGCUGAUGUAAAGGACAUGGAUACAUCUGAACCUUUGCAAACCCUUACAGCAGACACAAUGGAGUCUGCGCAGACCCUCACCACAGAUACGGAGAAGUCUGCGCAGAUCCUCACCACAGAUACGGAGAAGCCUGCACAGACUGCAGAUGUAAAGGACAUGGAUACAGCAGAACCUGCGCAGUCAUAUACAGCAGACACAGUGGAGCCUGCGCAGACCCUCACUAUAGGUACGGAGAAGCCUGCACAGACUGCAGAUGUAAAGGACAUGGAUACAGCAGAGCCUGCGCAGUCAUAUACAGCAGACACAGUGGAGCCUGCGCAGACCCUCACUAUAGGUACGGAGAAGCCUGCACAGACUGCAGAUGUAAAGGACAUGGAUACAGCAGAGCCUGCGCAGUCAUAUACAGCAGACACAGUGGAGCCCGUGCAGACCCUCACUACAGAUACGGCUGAGCCUGUGCAGACCCUUAAAGCAGACACAGCGGAGUUUGCGCAGACCCUUACCACAGAUACAGAGAAGCAUGCACAGACUGCAGAUGUAAAGGACAUGGAUACAGCUGAGCCUGCGCAGUCAUGUACAGCAGACACAGUGGAGCCCGUGCAGACCCUCACUACAGAUACGGCUGAGCCUGUGCAGACCCUUAAAGCAGACACAGUGGAGUCUGCGCAGACCCUUACCACAGAUACAGAGAAGCAUGCACAGACUGCAGAUGUAAAGGACAUGGAUACAGCAGAGCCUGCGCAGUCAUGUACAGCAGACACAGUGGAGCCCAUGCAGACCCUCACUACAGAUACGGCUGAGCCUGUGCAGACCCUUAAAGCAGACACAGUGGAGUCUGCGCAGACCCUCACCGCAGACGUGAAAGACACGGCUGCAGCUGAGUCUGUGCAGAUGGACUCUACAGACACAGGCGCUGCAUUGGUCUCAGACGAGCAGGAACAGAAGUCAUCAGACGCCUCUGAGACGGUGGAGCAGACGGAGAGCGGUACUCGGAGAGGGAGAUCAUCUGCUCCGAGGACAGCAAAUCAAAGCAAAACCGAUACUGAAAAAGAGCAAACCGCUUCUAAAGAGUGUGACGAUGAGGACGAGGAGCGCUCGAGCAGAGCUCCACGCAGAGGAAGAUCCUCCAGAACAUCUGACGCUCCUCAGAGAGAAGCACGCUCGGCUUCACAGCCAAAGGAGGCGGAGUCAGUCGUGGAGGAGGAGCCAAAAGAGCAGAACCGCAGGAGUCGCCGCUCCACAGCCCAGACCAGAGACACUCCUGCAGUGAAACCUGCACUGAAACGGAAGAGAUCAGACGAUCUUCCUGCUUCUGCUCCAGACUCAACAGCAGAGACGAAAGAAGAACCAGAUCAAGAGGCCAAACAGAGAAAAGAGGAAGCAAGUCCUUCUGAAGAUCAGGACACCGUCAAAGUGAGUGAUGAAGAGGAGGAGAGAAAGGAUGAGGAAGAUGUGACUGAGGACCGGCAGCAGAAACAGACCCGCCGAGGACGACCUUCCAAAACAUCCUCUGCUACGGACGACUCUGAUACAGGAGCGUCAGAGAAAAGAGAUGGAGACAGAGAUGACGAUGAAGAAGAGACGAAGAGCCGAGCGACGACCCGAGCCGCGUCUCGUCUGGAGGCAGAGAAGAAUAAACCCAGCAAACCGUCCACUCGAGCGGUCAGUAAACUGAGCGGGAAAGAGGAGAGCUCCCCAAACACACGGUCGGCGAGGGGACGCAAGCGUGACUCGAGUCCUGCUCUUCCUCGCACGCGUGGAGGACAGAAAACUGAAGAGCUGCCUUCAAAAAGAGCUAAGCGAUGAUCUCCAGAAGAUCAGAAGAAGACCUACUGAUGAAGAAGUGUGUGUGAACUCAAUUCAUCAGCACCGGUGUUGACUAUGACAAACUGUGUGUGUGUGUGUGUGUGUGUGUGUGUGUGUGUGUGUGUGUGUGUGUGUGUGUGUGUGUGUGUGUGUGUGUGUGUGUGUGCACUUCAGAGAUGCUCAUUCUGUGAAUGUCAGUAUUUUUCAUUUUAUAUUUUUACCUUUUUAUUAUAAACAUCAAUAUUGCUCUGAUCCUA